Centruroides sculpturatus (bark scorpion) is the source of this 5368-nucleotide messenger RNA. RefSeq names its product chromosome-associated kinesin KIF4-like. The transcript has 36 exons. NCBI's taxonomy places the organism in Eukaryota, Metazoa, Arthropoda, Arachnida, Scorpiones, Buthidae. Bases 110 to 5116 code for a protein of 1668 amino acids. Gene Ontology annotation, molecular function: microtubule binding; microtubule motor activity; ATP binding. Gene Ontology annotation, biological process: mitotic spindle organization; microtubule-based movement. The record is from RefSeq and is a predicted model, not a curated record.
GUGCAUAAUUGCACUUGCGCACUAAGAAUUUCUUAUCGUCCAAUGAAGAACGAGUUUAUAAAAGUGCGGUUAUGUUUAAAAUUGGUUGUGAAGAAUUCGAUUUAUAAUAAUGCCUGAAGAAGAUAAAGUCAUUCCAGUAAAAGUGGCCCUUCGUUGCCGACCUCUUAUUAAUAAAGAAAUUCUUGAAGGAUGUCAGUCAUGUAUUCGAUUUAUUCCAAAUGAACCCCAAGUUGUCAUCGGAGUGGAUAAAGCUUUUACUUAUGAUUAUGUUUUUUCACCAGAAGUCUCACAGCAACAUGUAUAUGAUAAAUCUGUAUCAGUAUUAAUAGAUAAAUUAUUUAAAGGUUAUAAUGUUACUGUUCUGGCUUAUGGGCAAACUGGUUCAGGGAAAACAUACACAAUGGGUACAAGUUCUGCAUUGGAAAGUGAAGAAAAUGUAGGAAUUAUUCCACGUGCUGUUAAAGAUAUUUUUAAUACCAUCAAUAAAACCACUGAUGCUAAAUGCAGUGUAAAAAUUUCAUUUUUAGAGAUUUACAAAGAAGAAAUUUUUGAUCUGUUAAAUAAUAACAAAGAUAAAGAUAGUAUAACUGUUAGGGAAAAUUUUGAUGGUAGCAUAAGAAUUGUAGGUUUAACUGAAACAAUAGCAUCUUCAUUGGAAGAAACAAUGCAACUAUUAGAAACAGGAACAUUAACUAGAACUACAGCAGCUACUGCUAUGAAUUUUAAUUCAUCUAGGUCCCAUGCUAUAUUUACAAUAACUUUAGAACAGUGUAAUAAUGAUACAGAUGAUAUUAUUUAUGCUAAAUUUCAUUUUGUUGAUCUGGCUGGUUCUGAGAGAGCCAAGAAGACAGGUGCUCAAGGAGAGAGACUAAAAGAAGGAAUCAAUAUUAACAGAGGCUUAUUAGCUCUUGGAAAUGUUAUCAGCUCCCUUUGCAAUGAAAGCUCUCAUAUCCCUUAUAGAGAUUCAAAGUUAACAAGAUUAUUGCAAGAUUCUCUUGGUGGUAAUAGCCAUACUAUCAUGAUAGCAUGUGUAAGUCCAGCUGAUUUCAAUUUAGAUGAAACAGUUAAUACAUUGAGAUAUGCUGAUCGAGCACGAAAAAUAAAAAAUAAACCAAUUAUUAAUAUAGAUUCUCAUGGUGCCGAAAUAGCUCAUCUAAAACAAUUGGUUCAACAGCUCCAGUUACAAUUAUUACAAGCCAAUACAGCCAAUGGAAUAGAUUGUUUAGAAGAGUCUUCUAAAAAGAAAAACUUCAGAAUUCUGUUAGAUCAGAACAAGAAAUUGGAAGAAGAAAAUAGACGAUUAGCAAAAGAAUUACAAAGUGCAUUAGAUCAAACUACCGUACUUUGUGAAAAAGCUUUAUUGGCUGAAAUGACUAAAGAUAAACUACUUCAAAGAUUAGAAGAAAUAAAAGAUAAAAUAAGAAUGAUAAUUAAUUCACUCAAUGAAGCUUUUGAAAAUAAUCCAGAAUUACAAGAAAAAUUAGAACUUAUUAAAGAACUUCAAGACAGAAUCGUCAAUCUACAAAAUGUAGUACAGUCUUUAAUCUCUUUGGCAUCAACUGAACCAGUUUUGCAAAUGAUAAUUAAUUCACUCAAUGAAGCUUUUGAAAAUAAUCCAGAAUUACAAGAAAAAUUAGAACUUAUUAAAGAACUUCAAGACAGAAUCGUCAAUCUACAAAUUGAACAAACAACAAAAUGUGACUUUUCACUUUUCUCUCCAACAAAUAAAGAGAAACAAGAUAUGGAUACAGAAAAAGAUGAUGAUGAUGAUGAUGAUAAAGUUGAACAAGAGCAAAAUGAUGAUAAUGCAGAGGAAAAUGAAUAUCAGUUGCAAUCAACUUUAAGACAAGCAGCUAUGAAUAGAGAGCUUCAAGAAUUAGAACAUGCCCUUGCUUUAAAAGAAGAUCUUGCUUUCCGCAUGAAAGAAAAUGAUUCACAAAUGGCUGUAAUGAGACUGCAGUACGAAGCCUGUUUGAAAGAAUUGGAGGAAGAAGUCAGUAAAUUGCAAAAAGAAAAAGAACUACUCUCUAAUCAAUUGAAAGUUGUCCACACAAAUAAUAAUACAAGCAAAAUUAGUGAACAGCGUCGCAAAAGAUUGCAAGAAUUAGAAGUUCAGAUCAGUCAAUUAAAGAAAGAAAUGACAGAAAAAGCUCGUAUGCUGAAAAUGAAAGAAGAAGCGGAUAGAAAAGUAAAAGUUCUUCAACAAGAAAUUCAAGAAAUGAAACAAGCUCGUGUUAGAUUAUUGAAACAGAUGAAAGAAGAAGCAGAAAAAUUCAGACAAUGGAAAUUAGAAAAAGACAGAGAAUUAGCACGUUUAAGACAACAAGACAGAAAACGACAAUAUGAAUUAGUAAAAAUGGAAAAGAUUUACACCAAACAAAAAAAUGUGUUGAAAAGAAAAAUGGAAGAAGCUGUAGCUGCUAAUAAAAAACUACAAAUGGCAAUGCAACAACAACGUGCAAUUUCAGAACGUAGAGAGAGAGAAAAAGAUCAAACAUUACAAGGAAUGGGUAAUCGCAUUCGGCAAUGGUUACAACAAGAAUUAGAUUUGGUUGUUAGUAGUAAAGAAGCAGAUCAUCAUUUACAAAAUCUUCUUGAAGAUAGAAAAUCAAUCUCAGAACAACUAAAUAAUUUAAAAAAUCAAGUUCAACAAAUGAAACAGCAGAAAACAAAUGAUGAUCCUGAUGUAAUAAAUCAACAACAACAAAUAAAUCAAUUGCAGCAAGACUUACAUUUACGUAAUGCUCAGAUUGCUGAUUUGCAACAGAGAAUACUGGAUGUUGAUCAAGAUGAAAAAGCAAAACAUAGAUGGGAGAAUAUGAAUACCAUGGUAGAAACUAAAUGUGCAUUAAAAUGGUUAUUUGAAAAUGCAGUUGCUGCAAAAAUUGACAUGUUUUUAUCAGAAAGGAAAUGUAAAGAAUUUCAAAAUACUUUAGAGGAUAUAACAAAAAUUAAUGAAGAACAGAAAGAAGAAAUUGAGAAAAUGAAAAAGAAACAUCAAGAAGAAUUAGUUUCUCAAGCAAGAGAACAUGAAGAUAAGACGUUAUAUUUGUUAAAACAAAUGCAACAUUCAUCUAAUUCAAACCUAACCACUAGUCAUUCCGAUGUUGAGUCUUCACUUAUUGAAAGAAUUAAAUUUCAAGAAAGUGAAAUUACUAGGUUGAGUUAUCUAUAUGAUGAACUUCAACAGAAAUCAAAUGAAUGUGAAGCAUUGAAAAAAAAAUUAUUAGUGUCAAAAUACAAAGGGUCUAGAACUUCACUUUUGCCAGAAGUUUUUCCUAAGGAAUCGGAUGCUGCAAAGGUAUCCAUGAAUCAAGUUAUUAAACUUAAUAGUCCAAUAAAUGGUGUCCGAAUCCAUAACACCAAUGAAUGUAUCCCAUAUCAAAUUAGUGAACAGCGUCGCAAAAGAUUGCAAGAAUUAGAAGUUCAGAUCAGUCAAUUAAAGAAAGAAAUGACAGAAAAAGCUCGUAUGCUGAAAAUGAAAGAAGAAGCGGAUAGAAAAGUAAAAGUUCUUCAACAAGAAAUUCAAGAAAUGAAACAAGCUCGUGUUAGAUUAUUGAAACAGAUGAAAGAAGAAGCAGAAAAAUUCAGACAAUGGAAAUUAGAAAAAGACAGAGAAUUAGCACGUUUAAGACAACAAGACAGAAAACGACAAUAUGAAUUAGUAAAAAUGGAAAAGAUUUACACCAAACAAAAAAAUGUGUUGAAAAGAAAAAUGGAAGAAGCUGUAGCUGCUAAUAAAAAACUACAAAUGGCAAUGCAACAACAACGUGCAAUUUCAGAACGUAGAGAGAGAGAAAAAGAUCAAACAUUACAAGGAAUGGGUAAUCGCAUUCGGCAAUGGUUACAACAAGAAUUAGAUUUGGUUGUUAGUAGUAAAGAAGCAGAUCAUCAUUUACAAAAUCUUCUUGAAGAUAGAAAAUCAAUCUCAGAACAACUAAAUAAUUUAAAAAAUCAAGUUCAACAAAUGAAACAGCAGAAAACAAAUGAUGAUCCUGAUGUAAUAAAUCAACAACAACAAAUAAAUCAAUUGCAGCAAGACUUACAUUUACGUAAUGCUCAGAUUGCUGAUUUGCAACAGAGAAUACUGGAUGUUGAUCAAGAUGAAAAAGCAAAACAUAGAUGGGAGAAUAUGAAUACCAUGGUAGAAACUAAAUGUGCAUUAAAAUGGUUAUUUGAAAAUGCAGUUGCUGCAAAAAUUGACAUGUUUUUAUCAGAAAGGAAAUGUAAAGAAUUUCAAAAUACUUUAGAGGAUAUAACAAAAAUUAAUGAAGAACAGAAAGAAGAAAUUGAGAAAAUGAAAAAGAAACAUCAAGAAGAAUUAGUUUCUCAAGCAAGAGAACAUGAAGAUAAGACGUUAUAUUUGUUAAAACAAAUGCAACAUUCAUCUAAUUCAAACCUAACCACUAGUCAUUCCGAUGUUGAGUCUUCACUUAUUGAAAGAAUUAAAUUUCAAGAAAGUGAAAUUACUAGGUUGAGUUAUCUGUAUGAUGAACUUCAACAGAAAUCAAAUGAAUGUGAAGCAUUGAAAAAAAAAUUAUUAGUGUCAAAAUACAAAGGGUCUAGAACUUCACUUUUGCCAGAAGUUUUUCCUAAGGAAUCGGAUGCUGCAAAGAAAAAAGUAGAGAAUGUAAUAAUAGAAUCUUCUGAACCUGAAAGUGAACAUGAUGAAAAUGAUGAUGAUCCUGAUUGGAUACGUACUCCAUAUUUUAAAAGAAUUCAAAAGAAAAGAAAAUGUAAUUGCAAUGGUAAAUGUCGAAGCAAAAUAUGUGGCUGCAGACGAAAUAAUCAAAUUUGUACUCAAAAUUGUAAAUGCGAUAAAGAGAACUGCACAAACCGCAGCGAAUCCUCUUCCCCAGUAUCUCAGGAAAGUGGAGGAGAAACAAUGCUAAAUACAACAUUCAAUGUUAAUUCAUCAGGAGAACAAAAUGCAGCACAAGAUAAAAGUUCCAAAUCUACAAAGGAUACCUUUGUUCAACCAUUCCAAUUGUCUCCAACCGAAGAAAAUGAAUCAAAAAGCAUUUUAGGAAAUGAUGAAAAUAUACUGGAAACAGAAGGAAUCGUGAAGAAGAAACGUAGAAAACACAACACUACUUUUUUUAAUCCACUGUUUUAGUAAGGAAAUUUAACUAAUAUGGGUUUAAUGGAAGAUUUUAUGUAAUUGUAUAUAAUAUUACUGAUUUGAAUCCCACGGUGGUUAGUGUUUUUUUUUUUUUUAAGGAAAAGCUUUAAUUAAAUGAUUAUAUCCUAGUUUUUUUAAAAAAAAAUCUAAUUUGUCAUGUCUUUUUGUUUUUAAUGUUGUUUUUGUUUGAAGGAUAUAAUUGUUUGACAUUCAAAUUUUAAGAGAAAUUGUCCCUUUUGAUAAAUU